Molecule: messenger RNA, 5692 nt
Organism: Hypanus sabinus (Atlantic stingray)
Lineage: Eukaryota; Metazoa; Chordata; Chondrichthyes; Myliobatiformes; Dasyatidae
Gene: pak4
Product: p21 protein (Cdc42/Rac)-activated kinase 4
Exons: 11
Coding region: 1056-3122 (688 amino acids)
Biological process (GO): intracellular signal transduction; regulation of MAPK cascade; protein phosphorylation
Cellular component (GO): cytoplasm
Molecular function (GO): ATP binding; protein serine/threonine kinase activity
Source: RefSeq, a predicted model, not a curated record
GAAAUGGAUUAGAAAUCCUAGAGCAAGCUUUUGGGACGUGCGACACUUGUACAUUUCACAUAUUCAGCAUUGGAAAUCGAGCGCAGCAGAUUAAAAAAGCGUGGCGCCCAGACCAGUCGCCGACUGACCGGGCAUGGAUUGUAAUCCGGAGCUCUCGGGUGUCUGAGAGAAAGUGCAGUAGAAGUAGAAGUCCCUGUGUCGUCGUCCCCCCCUCUCCUCGGCAAGCUCAUGCUGCUUGUAGCCGGGAGGCAAAUGGCUUUCAGCUACUGAACUUCAGUGCACGGGGAAAGCAAAAUCCUGAACUGGCGCCCUUUUUUGCGGAAAAUCUCAUUAAUCUGCAGUCCCUGUCGCUCUCUAACCGUGAAUUAGGAAUAUCGUUCGCGGCCAGGGGAAGAAUGACAGAGGUUGGCUGUUUUUGCUCGGUCUGGAACUCGGGAGCAUUGGAAACUGCACGAAACUCCACUCCCCGCAGUUUGUGUGCUUGACGACGAGGCGUGGCCAAGCCUGGCUACACAAAAAAACACGUCACGAAACUUGUUUUGAGUGGCUAGGAGGACGGGAGCGACGAAACUGCUUGUAACCGAAUCCCUCUGCCGACAGGGAAAACGUUGACCUCUCUAUCUGCGUGGCUGCGAGGAGUAUCAGGAAAUGAUUGUCUGUACCACAGAGUGGCAAAGAAAGCCCUGCACGUCUCGAAGGUAAAAUCCGACAGCUUCUGAAGACUGAGAGUCCUGAGGGCAGAAUGUGGACUCGAUUCAAAGGCACGCUUGCUUCUAGCCCUAGUUAAUAGCUUGAUGCAGUGCACUCCUCCAGAAGGCAUCGUCUUUACUGUUCCCACCGUUUUCAGUGUGCUGCAGUAUUUUCACUGAUUGGAUCUACCAAGGAAAAAAAGUGGCUUAUUCCCUUCUGAAAGAGAUACUGAAUGGAACAGGCUUUUCCAGCCCAACGCACUGCACUGCCCAGCAACCCACCUAUUUAACAGCAGCCUAAUCACAGGACAAUUUACAGUGACCAAUUAACCUACUAACAGCCAGGACUUGACAUUCAUCUCAAACAUGUUCAGCAAGAAGAAGAAGCGGGUAGAGAUCUCAGCACCUGUGAAUUUCGAGCACCGUGUCCACACUGGCUUUGAUCAGCAGGAACAGAAGUUUACUGGGCUUCCAAGGCAAUGGCAGAGCCUCCUUGAGGACACGGCCAAACGGCCCAAGCCCCUGGUAGACCCAUCGUACAUCACACCCAUUCAGCUUGCUCCGCGUAAGGCCAUUGUAAGGGGAAGCAAAGUUGGAAUUGACGGCUCACUGAACUGGCUUCUGGAUGAAUUUGAGAACGUUUCUGUUACUCGUUCUAACUCCCUGCGGAGAGGGAGCCCACCUUCACUGCCCCAUCGGGACCAGCCACAGGAUGGGGUGCACAAGAACGGCAUGCACAAUAGCCACACUAAGGGUGUCUACUCAUCUGAGCUGGAUAGAUACCACGAUAAUAAGGCAAGGACUGAGGGGAGCAAACCAGGGUCCCGGGAUGAGUGGGACCAGGGGAGGGAUGACAGGCACAGGAACCGAAAUGCGGAGCGGGAGAGUAGUCGUGCUCACCCGCAGCAGCCCAGGGGUCAGGAGCCGAGCAGGCCCAACCACCGCGACAAGGAGCCCCGUGCCGAUCACCACCGGCACCCUGACAACAGGGGCAAAUCACACGAGAAAGCGGACAGCAGGAGAGAGCACCACCCGGGGGACCGGGAAGGAAACCACGUUGGUUUCAAUGAGGCCACCAAUUCACAGGACCGCUCAGCACGGCGAGAGAGGGUUGAAGCUGCAGACAAGAGGCCGACGUCCACGUACACUGGCGAAAUCAGCCCACAGUCCCCCAAGGACAAACGACCUCUCUCUGGUCCAAACAUCCGGUCUCCAAACAUUCCAGAUGCUGACGGAACGCGAAAGGGCCUGCAUCCGUCUGGGAGACCCUUCAAUACUUACCCAAUGGCCGAUGCUGGAACAAACAGAGGCACCAACAGCCAGGUUGAUGUCCGGGUAGGAGUACCUCACGAAGUCCGGCACAAUGGCCCCACUGCUACCAAGAACAGUGCAAAUAAGCCAGAGCAGGGUCACUUCAAGCCGGCCCACAUGGAGGCAGGGCACGCGGGCCUGUCCCCUCACGCCUCCGACACGCACUUGGCACGCAGUCCUCAGCCCAGCUCCCAGCCCCCGGCCUCUGAGUCCAGGUCGCCCCAGAGAGAGCCGCAGCGGGUGUCCCACGAGCAGUUCCGAGCAGCCCUGCAGAUGGUGGUGGAUCCGGGUGACCCCCAGACGUACCUGGACAAUUUCAUUAAGAUCGGCGAAGGCUCGACCGGGAUCGUCUGCAUCGCCACCGUGAAGUCUACAGGCAAGCUGGUGGCAGUGAAGAAGAUGGACCUGAGGAAACAGCAGAGGCGGGAGCUGCUCUUCAAUGAGGUUGUGAUAAUGCGAGACUACCAUCAUGAAAACGUGGUGGAGAUGUACAAUAGCUAUCUGGUGGAUGACGAGCUGUGGGUAGUGAUGGAAUUCCUGGAAGGAGGGGCACUGACUGACAUCGUAACGCACACCAGGAUGAAUGAAGAACAGAUAGCGACCGUCUGCUUGUCUGUGCUGAAGGGUUUGGCCGUCCUCCACGCACAAGGGGUGAUUCACCGAGACAUCAAGAGCGAUUCCAUUCUCUUAACCCACGACGGAAGGGUGAAGCUAUCGGACUUCGGGUUCUGUGCCCAGGUGUCAAAGGAUGUGCCAAGGCGCAAGUCACUGGUGGGCACACCUUACUGGAUGGCACCAGAGCUCAUCUCCCGGAUGCCAUAUGGUCCCGAGGUGGAUAUCUGGUCACUGGGGAUAAUGGUCAUAGAAAUGGUUGAUGGAGAGCCUCCGUACUUCAACGAACCUCCGCUGAAGGCCAUGAAGAUGAUACGGGAUAAUCUGCCCCCCAAACUGAAGAAUGGUCAGAAGGUUUCUCCCCUCCUUAAAGGGUUCCUGGACCGGCUGCUAGUGCGGGACCCCUCACAGAGAGCAUUGGCUUCGGAGUUACUGAAACACCCCUUCCUGAGCAAGGCGGGCCACCCAUCCUGCAUCGUACUACUGAUGCGGGGCAACCGUAUAAAAUGAGCUUGCUAAAAUGAGCUUAGUCCCAUCCGGGAGAGAAGAGAUUCUGUGAUUUUAAAACUAGGAAGCAUAUAUCUCAUAAAUAAAGCAUUUGGCAUUUACAACAGCAGGGUAGUUUCCUGUCUGACCCCGUGGGCCUGAGAGAUAGCUUCCAUCCACGGUGACUUGCUUUGGCAACCACCUCUUUCAACUGGAUCUUCUGACUGAAGUUCGACACUGCUGUUUCUAAGGGGGCAGAACCACAAAAGAUAAAUAUGAUUACUACUGAACACCAAGACUUUUACUUCCGCUUUGUGAAAUGUGACUAAAAGACUUCUAAAAGUCGACUAACGUAGUUUGUACACAGAGCAUCAAAUAAGGAGCUACACUGGAAUUUUAUAUAAAUAUGAGAAGCGUGUGUGUAUAUUUCACUACUAAAUCUAGAUUUCUAAACACUGUUAGAUGUCACGACUGCACAGGUAUGAAGCAUGCAUCCAGGGAAGGGGGUUCCUGACCUUUGCAAAGAAUGCUGGGAUAUUGGCAGACUAGGAACGGCAAAGCUCGUGUUCACUGCCUUUUGCAUCACUUCGGACCUCGUGCAUGCUUCCCCUCCCCCACUCCCACCAAGAGAAAUGUGUGAUAUUUGCUAGUUUGUGCAGACUAGUUUAAAAUUCAAUCUGUUUCACAUGUUAAUUACCGGUCUCUGCAUUGUAGAUACUCAAGAGUCUUAUAACAGCAAGAUAGAGGCUGUCCAGCCUGUGGAAGGUGCUUGCAGGCUCUUGUGUUUGACCUGUUGGUUGGGAGGGGAGGAAUUGUGAAGAGAGAAUGUCUGGGGUCGGUGGGGCUUUACUGGGACUGCAAGAAGUGUGGGCAGAGUCUCGAUAACUAUAGAGCCAGUCUUGGUGAGGAUGUGCAUGGGAGUCUUUGAUGAAGGUGUCCUGCAGUCUUAAGGCUAGCUAUAAGUUUGCUUGUGAACUUUAUGAGGUGAAUCAUAACUGUCCCAAAACCAAAUCAAAGACUAAUAACUUGGUGACAUGAAUUGUGUUCAACAGCAUUGGUCACUCCAACUUCAUUUGUCUGUUAGUGGCAAUGUUUUGAAGGCAACUGCAGGGGAGAGCAAAUGUUUGUCAGGGCUCAAACAGUGAAUUAAAUUUCACAGCAAUGUAAAUUUAGUCAGAAGACUGAGUCUAUUUAAGGAGUUGAGAAAGCCGAAGGAACGAUCAAAAUCACAGCAACUACUAAUAAAAUCUGGCUGUUUAUUCCAGGAGUUGGAGAAGGGUUACAAAAAUACACAAGAAAUGGCUUUCAGUUACUUGGUGGUGUGAUCACUUGUCCUGAAAGGGAAAGUUCCCAGUCAUUGUCACACAGUUAAUGUAGGAAUCACCAGGGAAGAGGGCAGAUGGGUGGGACCCACACUGACCAAUACCACUGUAACUGGGGUUUUGAUCCCUUGUCUGUGCACAUUCUGCUUGUUGGUUUAGGCCUGAGGUUCCCAAACUUACUUUUAACGCCAUGGACACCCCCUACCAUUAACAGAGGGGUACGUGGGCACACUUCCAUUCUUCUUUAAAACUUUGUACAAUUCGGAAUGACCUUGAGAGUUGCUAGUGCACUUAUUGUGUACAGGUCAAAAGGCUUCACUGAGGAAAAGUAUUUCCUGACAGCACUAGUGUAUUGUCCCAUUGUCAGCGCAGAGUGUGAUGUCAAACCCAAAGGUUUGUACAUCCAGGGAAAGGAACAAAAAUCUCUGUAAAUCAGCAAAAUCCUUAGCAGUUGCCAACAUCUUGACGUCGAAGUUACUUACUUUCCAUUUUUUUAAAAAAAAAUGUCCUUAAAGAUCAUAAUUUUUAAACUAUCUCUCUCCCCCCCCCCCCCCCCCCACCGCCACCCCUACAAGCACUUCUUGUGUUAAGAUUAACAUGGAAGGAAUCAUUUUAAUUUAACCGAUGUGAUUCAGAAAUCAGAAUCGGGUUGAAUAUCACCAGCAUCUGUCAUGAAACUUGACUGAUGAAGUGAGCGGCAGCCUGAUGUGGAAGAUUCGUGUGAAUUGUUGGGUGACGAGGCUACAGAGUUUAUUUGCUCAUCGUGAUUUAUCGGUCAGUGCAGGAAGAUCCACUCCCGUGACUGCUUGACAAAAUUCACCAGUGACCAUGGAAACGACCAGCCACUGAUCUUUCCCUCCCACUUUUCACUGUGCAGUCAAAUGAGCUACAAGUGGAGCAAGUUCAUUUAAAAACUCUCAAGACUUGAUGCAUGCCUAAGUACUGAAAGUAGUCUCGAAUGCCAAUAUCCCAGCAUCCCAUUGCACCAAUUUGUCCUUGAAGUUGUGUUUGAGCCAGUUACCAGCAUGCAGCUUCAUCCCAAUGGAGAGAUGAAGUGACUACUGAAUGGCUUUGCCUGGGUUUGUUUAAGGAUAUUUAUAUUAUAAUUUUUUGUAACACUACAGUAUUUUCUAGAGAAUGCUGCAACUUAUUUUCUUGAGUAGUUACUUUACAAGAUUUACUGUUUUAAAAAGUGUUUUUCAUUGUGCCAAGAGGGUGAAUUUAAUGAGGUUUUAAAUUUUAUAAUUACAGAUUUGAAAACCAUUUUUCACA